AGGUUUGUUUUUGGCUUCAGAUCAUUUCAUUAAGACAGCAGUCUCACAGAUUACAGGUGUCACAUCUGGCCUGCUGUGGAAUGUGAAGAUUUAUGGCCGGACUUGUUGAGUGCUUGAACGUAUGAUGCCUCAGGCUCUUCCUUCACCUGUGUAACCUGUGUAAUAAUCAGCCAGACCUGAAUGGAUGUAAAACAUGUAGAGCCAAUGACUAUCCUGUUAAGAUUUUAUGAUCCUUUUACCUUUAAGUUGCAACCAAAUGAAAAACAACUUUACACUGCUGUUUAAAGAAACAACUUCCAGUGAAUCAGCCACAACUACUCCUGACUCACCCCUUAUUCUUUUUCCUAGAUACCAUGUCUGCUGUAUUGAAACCAGCAUUAUUAUGGAGAAAACAUCUGGCUCUAAUUAAAGCCUUCAGCUCACGUCAUCCCCCUCAUGGCUCUUUCUCACCGUUGUUGCCCUUUCAGCAUCCGUCCCCAUGUCUUUACCAUUCUCAAACUCUCUCUCCCCCUCUCCAAAACCUCCCCAGUCGUUCACUCUCUCCGCCCAUCCUUUGCGAGAAGCCUCCUCCCCACAGUCUUUCACCUCUUGCCUCCUGCUACCAUUUCCCCUCUCUCCAAUAGUCUGUAGCCUUGUGUAUACACUGCAUCAUGAUGCACGUCGACAGCAUUUGGGGUUUCUGCUUGUUUUUGUGUCUACAUUUAGGAUGGACGUGGGCUCAGCAGACAGAAAACACCAAUCGCAGACCUGUGUUUAACUGUGGAGGAGACCUGGUUGCAGACUCAGGCUUUGUUGGGAGUGAGGGGUUUCCCAGCUUCUACAAACCCAACAGCAAAUGCACCUGGCGCAUCACAGUCCCAGAGGGGAAUGUAGUCACGCUUUCCUUCCGCAUUUUUGACCUGGAAGCUGAUUCACAAUGUCGCUACGACUAUCUGGAUGUUUAUAACGGCCAUUCCAUCUUGGCGCAGAAGCUGGGUCGCUUUUGUGGAACUUUCCGGCCUGGCAGUCUUAUUUCUACCACUAAUACAAUGAUGCUGGAGAUGGCGGCGGAUGAAGGGACGCAGGGCAGAGGGUUUGUGGCCUAUUUCAGUGGCACCAAGCCAUAUGUAGAGGAUCAGCAGUCCUGUGGGGGGAAGAUCACAAAGUCCCAGGGAGAGAUCAAGACACCCAACUGGCCUGACAACAAAUACCCACCAGGAACCAGCUGCUCCUGGCUUAUUACUGUGGAGCCUGAUAUGGUGAUUCAGGUCAACUUUGACAAAUUCUCCUUGGAGUCUGACAUGUACUGUCGGUUUGACUAUGUGGCGUUCUUCAACGGUGGGGAGAAAGAUGAUUCACGUCUGAUUGGGAAAUACUGCGGUGAUGAAGCUCCACAGCCCAUUAUCAGCAACGGCAAUGAGCUACUGGUCCAGUUCAUAUCUGACCUCAGUGUGACGUCUGAUGGGUUCCUGGCCUACUACACCAGUGUCCCACGUGGGUCCCAGAUCCCAUUAGUAGACUCAGGGGCCGGAGCAAGAUCAGUCCCCUCAAAACCUGCAGUCCAACCUGUUGUGCCUGAAGUUAUAGCCACCACUGCACCACCACCUGUCCCCACAACCAGAUAUGUGCCACCUCCUCCACCUGAGCCCACUGAGAGACCAAAACCAGUCAAACCCACAAGAGGCCGUGGAUCAGGCACCACAGGCCAGGACAGAGUGGUGCCUGUCACAAGGCCAAAUGGAAGGAGACCAGUUCCUCAGAAUCCACUGUGUGCCAAAGCUUGUAGAAGAGAUGGAGCAAUCAAGCCCAGUUUCUGUGCCAGUGAAUUUGUGUUAACUGGAAAGGUGACCUCCAUGACCCCUGGGCCCCGUGGAGUUGUCAACAUUGGCGUGUCCCUCAUUAAAACCUACAAAGCAGGCCGCCUGAUCAUCACACAAGUAGGAGAGACCAUGUCAGUGAAGCUGGUGUCACAGUGUAAGAAGUGCCCACUGCUCCGCAAAGGUGUCAACUACAUCAUCAUGGGUCAAGUGGAUGAAGACGGACGUGGCACCCUGGCACCUGGUGCAUUCACAGCUCUAUACAAAGCCCAGCAUCACAAAUUAUUAAUGAACAUCAACAACCAACCCUGCUAACCUCACACAUCAUGCACAUAAAGCUGGGAAACCCACACAACACAACAUAUCAAUGUGAACUCUAUUAAAAGCACAAUAUUACCAUAAAACAGCAAUUUUACCCAUCACAUUAAGUGAAUAUUCAAGCACCUCCAAAACCUUAUAUUUGUAAGUUAUAUAUAAAUAAAGGCUUUUAUAUCUCUUUCAGAUGUAA
Sphaeramia orbicularis (orbiculate cardinalfish) is the source of this 2304-nucleotide messenger RNA. RefSeq names its product procollagen C-endopeptidase enhancer a (gene pcolcea). Gene Ontology annotation, molecular function: protein binding; peptidase activator activity; collagen binding. The record is from RefSeq and is a predicted model, not a curated record. NCBI's taxonomy places the organism in Eukaryota, Metazoa, Chordata, Actinopteri, Kurtiformes, Apogonidae. Gene Ontology annotation, biological process: proteolysis. The transcript is spliced from 9 exons. The coding region runs from base 651 to 2111 and encodes 486 amino acids.